AUGACUCGUCCGAAAACGAAGUAUCGGUACUACCACGGUGAAAAGGACGUUGGCCGACCUUCGAGGAGCGCAUCGCCUGAAAAACAACCGAGAAGUCGAACAACUGUAGGAGAGCAACGACAGAGUUUCGACGAAGAGGGUACAAGUCCUGAUCUGAGUCCGUCGGGAUAUGUCGGCUCUUCUAGCAUUCUUUCUAUAUGUCCGAGAUUCUCGCCUGUCAUCUCUCGCAAACCAGCACAUCCUCGAGACAAGGACCCUUGGCCAUUUGAUGCCGUGAAGCAACAAUUCAGAAAGUUGUUGGCUUCUCCGGAACGUGUAGACCGACUCAUUACUCAAUAUUAUAAUAGCGGUCGUUUUACCGUCAUCCCGCGGCCUUUGGUUCUCGACCCGAUCUCCGCGCUUCUUCGCGAGUUGAUUGCGAGUCAGAAUGAAGAAGCGAUUUUGGAUCAUCAUUUUCAAAAUGCCAGACGAAAUCUACACAAGAGAUUCCCAUCCCUGUCGGCUCAUACCACAGUGCCUGACUUCCUUGGGUAUUUCACUGCUGAGAAUUUUCGACUAGAGUUUGUUGGCCUCAUAUUUGCUCUCGCUGGGGUCUCCGUUUUUUAUAGCCAGCAAAGCCUCGCUGCAGAAAUGUACACUGCCAGCAAGAUCUGCGUGGGAAUCUGUGAGGAAUACAAUCAGGUGAAUGAUCUUACAGUUUGGUCGCGGUUUAUGAACUUUAUUUUAGCAUCGAUUCUUUUUGGAGACGCAAACGAUGAAGAGGUCUUGCUUGAGAGCAGCCGACUUGAUGCGGCUUUGCAAGGCCUUGACCGGGAUGGGUGGAAGUGUCCUAACGGGAAGGAUAAGCCCAUCCGGCCAGCCAGUUUGAUUCGACUUCGGUACCAACAAGCUCACCUUCGCGACAAGAUUCUACGCCUGUCAUUGGGCAACAGGACCCAGACUUUCUCGGAGACUCUCUCGUAUGCCAUACUCACCAUUUACCAUGCCUUGCUAAUAGAUACGCAGGACUUUGUACGGAGAGUAUCAGGACGCGUGGUCAAAGGUUCCACCGCAAUACCGCUACAACGAAAGCGUCUGGGAAACAUCGAACCCGCAAUUAUGCGUGGCACUUUUAAUUGUUCAUCUGGACUAUCUUUACAGUGGAUUCUUGAUUGA
Molecule: messenger RNA, 1155 nt
Organism: Aspergillus fischeri NRRL 181
Lineage: Eukaryota; Fungi; Ascomycota; Eurotiomycetes; Eurotiales; Aspergillaceae
Exons: 2
Coding region: 1-1155 (384 amino acids)
Source: RefSeq, a predicted model, not a curated record